Suillus paluster is the source of this 745-nucleotide messenger RNA. Its product is annotated as DNA-directed RNA polymerase. Bases 201 to 629 code for a protein of 142 amino acids. Gene Ontology annotation, biological process: transcription by RNA polymerase II. The transcript is spliced from 5 exons. Lineage: Eukaryota; Fungi; Basidiomycota; Agaricomycetes; Boletales; Suillaceae. Gene Ontology annotation, molecular function: protein dimerization activity. The record is from RefSeq and is a predicted model, not a curated record. Gene Ontology annotation, cellular component: RNA polymerase II, core complex.
GUUUGAGCGGAGUUUGAAAAGUCGGCUUUGUGCCAAACCCCUCACCACACCGCGAUCUUUUCACGGCCUUGAGGCGUAUCCAACGAUUCAAAUUAGUUUGCUGGCCAAGAAGGCGACAGUAGGUGCGAGCACCGGAGCAAAAGCAGGGCUCUACGCGAUCAUUAUCAUCGCGUACUGUUUGUUGAACUGAACGAUCCGUCAUGAACGCGCCAAACCGAUUCGAGCUCUUUGUCCUCGAAGACGGCGAGAAGUCCGUCGAAGUCACAGAAGAUACCAAAAUCCCCAAUGCUGCCACUUUCAAGAUCGUGAAGCAGGACCACACAUUGGGUAACAUGGUUCGCGCGCAAGUUCUUGCGAUGCCACAAGUGCUCUUUGCCGGAUACAAAGUACCUCAUCCACUGCAUCCCUACUUCCUGUUGAAAAUACAGACGGACGGGACGAUGACGCCGCAAGCUGUUCUCGAACAAGCUUGUACGAAGCUCAUCGCCACAAUAUCCUCGCUCGAGGCAAAGUUCAAGCGAGAGUUCUCCUUCAAGAUGACUGAGGGGAAUGUGCCAGAGGACCCGUACGGCACGACGGGUGCAGGUGCGCAGGGCUGGGGGACAGGGAAGGAUUAUCUGGACUUCUGAAUUUUACAUAUCAUGGGUACCUGUCACAUCGUGUCGCACAUGUGCUUAUAAUAUCGCUUUUGUUGUACGCGUGGCUUUGCACCCCGAAAUACACGGAUCACCGCGGGAACGUGUCU